Molecule: messenger RNA, 8230 nt
Organism: Callithrix jacchus (white-tufted-ear marmoset)
Lineage: Eukaryota; Metazoa; Chordata; Mammalia; Primates; Cebidae
Source: RefSeq, a predicted model, not a curated record
AUACGAUUUGGUGCAAUGCGAACGAGCUCCCGCCCGCCGCCCCGGUCGGGGGAGCUCCCGCCGCCGCCGCCGCCUGCAUCCCAGCAGCCGCCGCCUGUAGCCAUAGCAACCGGCCCCCACCCGCCCCGCGCCGCGCCGCGCCCCUCGGGUCCCCCACGACACCCGCCCCAGCGCGGGAAGGCGCCCCGCCCUCGGCGCCCCGCAUCCGGCCGCCGCGCACCCCCGCCCGCUCAGCGCUUCCGAGCCGCGCAGAGGCGCCCCCUCCCGUCAGAGACGGGAAAUCCCCAGCGCCCCCAGACUUGGCUCCGCGUCCAGCUCCCCGAGGGGCUGGGGUUCUCCCGCACGCGCCCCGCACCUGCCCGGGGCCCGCACCCGCCCUCGCCGGGGCUCCAGUGGGCGCGACGGCCGAGGCCCGGCGCUCCCGGGAGGGGAGCGGGACAUCCCCGAAGGCGGCGCGCGGGAGGCGGGGAGCGGCUGGGGAGCACUGGGAGGGCGGGGAGCCCGCGGGAGGGGGAGGAGGGGGAGGAGGGGGAGGAGGCGCGAGAGUGGGGAGCGCGGCGGGAGGCGGGGAGGGAGCGGGAGGGAGGCAAGAAAGUAGCAGAAAGUGAGGCUGGCAGGCGGCGGCAAAGGAGCCGGCGCGCGGCGGCGGCAGGAAGUCUGUGCCCGAGAGCAGCAGAAAUAAGAGCCAGGGAGGGACCGCGGCGGCGGCGGCGGCGAGAGCGAAAGAGGAAACUGCAGAGGAGGAAGCCGCGCCGCAGCCGAAGCUGCCCGGCUCUGCGCCCGGCAUCCCCGCCGCCCCUGCGCCCGCGCCGCACCCCCGGCGCCCCCUCCCCAGCGCGCCCCCAGCCGCCCCUCCGCGCGGCGCUCGUCGGCCAUGGCCCGGGAGAACGGCGAGAGCAGCUCCUCCUGGAAAAAGCAGGCUGAAGACAUCAAGAAGAUCUUCGAGUUCAAGGAGACCCUCGGAACGAGGGAACAAAUCCUCAGAGAUGAUGGACCACCUGCCCAACCAGGACGGCACAGCUGGGUCAGGGUUCAUGCAUUCUUCUUUACUGAGGACAUCUUACCCGUGGGGACCUGCCAUAAAUGAACGGCAUGUAUAAUCACUAUGGAGCAUCUUGUCCACAUUGGCACACUUUUCUGGGUGCAAAGGGGCACUAGGAAUAAUUAUACUGGGACUGUCCUGGCAAACUGGGACAAGGGGGAUACCCUCCCUGUGAGUCCGUAUUUCCAGAUGGCAUGGUUUAUAUUGACCAUGAGUUUGCUUGAUUUAGAUGGCGUAUGUGCUGUAGAUGGCUGGCAUUCAGGAGCAUUUAUUAAUCUGUGAGUCUGUUUUCGAAGGUCACAGAUAUGAACCACACAAAGCCGAAUAGUCCCUUACUCUGUGUACAGAGGUCAUACACAAAUUUUGUUCAUGGUGGCUGAGCAAGAAAGUCUCUUUUAAGCAAAUAUAAAAUAAAACUAUGAGUGCUUGGAAAAAUCAUGAAGAAAGCCCUUAAGGCAAUAUAUUAUUGUAAUGAUUUUUCCCCCAGGGCUAGAUACUCAUGAGCCUUUUGGGAUGAAUAUGAUUAAAUCUGGGCAAGAAUAGAUAAUAAGCCUUUUUCCCCGUAGUACACUGAGAUGAACGGGGAUCUCUUGUCAUGCGCUUUGUGGAGGUAAAGCUUUGGAAAUGGAAACAAGUGUGAAUUUUCUCUUACAAACUCAUGAAGAAGACAUUUAGCCAACUGGCCACUCUGUAUGAAGCCUGAAGAUGUGCCUGUUACAUACGUGAGCACACAAUGUUUAUUGCGAUUCUAAGAAAGGGAAUAGUGUCCCUAUUCUGUGUAAGGGGCAAUUAUAGUUCAGGGUAGUUAAGUCAUUUCCCAAACCUGCUCAGCUGACUAGCUCUGGUGUUGGGAUUUGGAUCAAGGCCUGACCUGCUCCCGAGGCCCUGCAUCGCCCAGCUCUGCUCGCUAAACUCAGAGGCUGUUGGCAUCAACGCAGGACCAUCAUGAGGCUGCUCCCUUCCCUGUGAGUGGGGAGCCGAGGGUGGGCUGAACUCUCAGAUGGACAUGGAUAUCUUGUUUGGGGAAAGCACGGGACUGAAUUAUCUCAGUGUUACAAGUGACUGGUCUUAGGCAAACUGUUCUUCCUUUCUUGACCUCAGUUUCUUUUCUGGGAAAUGAGGUGGUUGAAGUUGAUGAUUUCUGUGUCAUCCAUGUCUCACAGUUGGUGGUCUUCACAUUCAACAUGGUAGCUAUUCCAGUGGGAAAAGAUGGCUCAGUAAUGGACAUGCUAAUAGUUUUGGUUUGUGCAAUCUAACCAAAUGUACAAACAGAUGGAGAAGUGCAAAUGUCCUGUUGUGAGCUUCACGGAAGCUUGGGGAAUUGACAGGGGUUCCAGGAAGGUCUUCCCGUAACCUCGGAGUCUGGGGAGGCAGUGGUUCCCCUAGGGUUUCUGCCAAGAACUAUUUUUGCAGAUUACUUUUUCAGACCCCUUCCUUCUGUCUGCAUUGCACCGCCAAGCUUCCUCUCUUUCUGUUCUAUCAUUAAAAUUGGAGACUGAGAUAAGAAGAAGUUGAGAUUAGGCUGGGUGCAGUGGCUCAUGCCUGUAAUCCCAGCACUUUUGGAGGCCAAGGUGAGAGGAUCACUUGAGGUCAGGAGUUUGAGACCAGCCUGGCCAACAUAUCAACAUCUCUACUAAAUGGUGUUUCUAGUGAAACCCAUCUCUACUAAAAAUAGAAAAAUUAGCCCGGUGUGGUGGCAUGUGCCUGUAAUCCCAGCUACUUGGGAGGCUAAGGCAGGAGAAUCGCUUGAACCCUGGGAGGUGGAGGUUGCAGUGAGCCAAGAUUGUGCCACUGCCCUCCAGCCUGGGAGACAGAGUGAGACUCUUCCUCAAAAAAAAAAAAAAAAAAAAAAAAAGGUUGAGAUUGUCCAGAAUAAGACAAUUAAUUUGAGCACAGUCUUCAAGGACCCUACAUGUGAGGUUCUCCUGUGGAAAGUAAAACGGAGUGGCUGCCUUCACAAAGCUUUUAUUCACAUCAGCGUUCCUGCUUUGAGCAUUCAUGGAGAGGCCAUCACAAUUUGAUGACAUGCUGAUAACUCGUCUUCAGAAAUAUGUAGUAUAUAUUUAGGACCUAGUUAGGUGCACAGCAAGGCUGGCUCCAAGAGGCUUUCUGGAUUACAUUCAUCCCCCUUCUGCCUUGUCCUGAAAUGAGAUCAUUGUUGCCAGGGACACAUGGAAAUUACCAACGUCAGAAGCUUCUAGUGCCUGGACCUUACUGUGUACAACGCAUUUGCUUAAACAUACUGUCUGAGCAAAGUCCAAUUAUUUGGAACCAAGUUACUGAUGAUAAACAUAAUGAUCACAGUGUCUACCAUCAGGCACCACCACAGAACGGGAGACUCUCCAGGGAAUCCUCAAAGUGGAAGCAGUCCAAACCAUGCCUCCCGUUUUGCACAGAAAUCACGUGGGAUGGCGCUUACUCCUUCAAGGCCUACCUUGCGUGCUCCAGUGAUAUGUACAAAAUGCAGACUAAUUAUCGCUGAGGAAUGAGAGUUAAAACUCCCAUCCCUGACACUGCCUGGCCUUCCUCUGUUUCCUAAGCAAUAAUGUUUUCAUCACGUUCUCUCUGGGCUGCUCACAAACUGAAAAAUCGCUUUUGCUGGUCUUUCUAUCUGGGUGGUUGAUACAGCAGAUAACUGUUAAAUGAUGAGGCCAGGGAAUCGAUAAUAAAGUCAGAGGAGAUUUUCUGUCUCUAAUUACAAAGACUUAUAAUCAAGGAAUCAGAGAACGCUCUCGUAGUAAAUUUCUACCAAGUCCCUUACCCGUCUCCUCCCAAUAAAGGAUUAUUAGAAAUACCACACAGGGGACAGCUUUGGACAGCCCAGCCCAUCACUUCCAGCUGACAGCCCUCUCCCUGUGCAGGAUAUUGAGCAAUUAAAUAAUUCCUGUAACAGAAAAAUCUUUUUUCAUUUAUAAUUAGAAAAGUUUAUAAUUGGAAACUGCAAUUUCCAAUUUAUAAUUUUCUUAAUUUGGUGCUUUGUCUCCAUUCCUCUACUCAGCAGACUGACCACUUGGUCAAAAGCAUCUUGUUUCUCUUUUUAUUUUUAAGAAUGACCUUUCUGAAAAUCAGUGUAUUGAAGAGAUAUUUGCUUUCCUGUGUUAGUUGCAGCGCUGUUCACAGUAGCUUAGAUUUGGAAGUGAACUAAGCAUCUAUCAGCAGAUGGGUGGACAAUGAAAAUGUGGUACCUAUACGCAAUGGAGUAGUAUUCAGCCAUAAGAAAGAAUGAGAUCCUGUCAUUUUCAGCGUGGAUGGAACUGGAGAUCACUGUGAUGAGUGAAAUAUGCCAGGCACAGAAAGACAAACAUUGUGUGUUCUCACCUAUUUGUGGGCUCUGAAAACCAAAACCGUUGACCUCAUGGAGAUCGAAAGUCGAAGGAUGCUUUCUAGAGACUGGGAAAGGUUGGGGGCAGGGGCAGGUAGGAAGUGGGGAUGGUUAACCUGUACAAAAAAUAGAAAGAAUGAAUAAGACUAUUAGCACAUUGGGAUGACUAUGGUCAAUAAUUAAUUGUAGAUUUAAAAAUAACUAAAAGACUAUGAUUGCAUUGUCAGUAACACAAAGGAUAAUUGCUUGAGGGGGUGGAUACCCCAUUCUCCAUGAAGGGAUUGUUACACGUUGCAUGUCUGUAUCGAAACAUCUCGUGAACCCUGUAAAUAUAUAUACCUACUAUGUACCCACAAAAAUUAAAAAUGAAAACAUUUUAAAAGACUGCUUUUUCUGACUGCACCGCUUUGUUUAUUGACAAUGGUUGGUGUUUCUCUGCACUGAAUUAUCUUUCCCUUGGAUUGUUUAUCUGGCUAUGAGAUUAUCUGAAUGGAAGGAAGUAGCUCUUAAGUCACUCCAAGUACCAUAUCCUGCUUCUCAUUCCAUAACGUGAUGCAGUCCUCUUUCACAGACUGGCCCAGGCAUGAGUUGAUCCUUUUAAAGGAUCAUUUUCCUGCCAUCAAUUUCCGAUCUAUUUACUUUGCAGCCGCAGCGUAGAUACUAUUUUGUGCUUUAUGUAAGGUGUUAGACAUCAAGGGUUUGUGCUUUGUUAGUCUUCAGUGCCUUAUGAUAAUGGCUCUGUGUUACCAUGACCCACCCUACCUCCCACCACUCUUCAAAGUGACACAGUGCCUGCAGUCUAACCGGGUCAUCUUUAUGGCCACUUUUACUAAAGAGGUGAAAUUGGCUGAUAGUAACAGACAAAUUGGUAGGAACAGUGUUUUGACUAACAUGGCAUAAAUAGAUUGUGAGUUUUUUAUCAUCUCAUGUAAAAUAAUUUUAAAAAUAGGGUCUGCAAGGCUAGUAUGGGGGCUCUAUAGAGAUUCAAGAAACCCUGGCUUCUUUCUAUUUAUUUCUGUCCCAUCACCAUUAGAAAGAAACUGCGUCCUUAAGGUCACAAGCUGACUACUGGGGAUCCAGCCAUCACAUUCUCACUCCAGGACCUCUCCUGGGCAAGGGACAAAAGAAUCUGCCUGAGAGCUGAAUCAUCCCCUUUGCAAGAGUUCUUUGGUAAGCCUCACAGGAUGGCUUGGCUGGAGUCUCAUUGGCUACCUCCAGCUGAAAGGGAUUUUGUGGACUGUACUUCUAUAAUUUGGUGCAAGAGGCCAAUGUUAGCUCUUGUAACAAACAAACCUCAUUCAUUCAUUCAUUCAUUCAUUCAUUCGAGACUGAAGUGCAGUGGCAUGAUCUUGGCUUCUCCUUCUGCAACCUCCCCCUCCUGGUUCAAGUGAUUCUCCUGCCUUGGCCUCCUAAGUAGCUGGAAUUACAGGCAUGCACCACCAGGCCUGGCUAAUUUUUGUGUUUUUAGUAGAGAUGGGGUUUCAUCAUACUGGCCAAGCUGGUCUCGAACUCCUGAUCUCAAGUGAUCCGCCCACCUUGGUCUCCCAAAGUGCUGGGAUUAUACUCAUGAGCCACCGUGGCUGGCUGAACCUCCACAAUUUAAUGGCUUAACAAAAUAAGCCUUUGUUUUUCUCUUAUCAGGGAUCACACAGAUAUUUUUGUUUGGCAGUAGGUCUUCUGCGUGGGGACUGAGACCUGAGCUCCUUGUAUCUUGUGGACUGUCUUCCUCCAGGAUCUUCUGCAUUCAGCGGGCAGGUGGUGAACUAGAAUGGCGAGUCAUGUGUGAAAGAUGUCUGUGGGCCAGCCUGGAAGUGGCCAUGUUAUUUACUUAGGCUCCAUUGAUGGAGCCCAGUCAUGUGGGGCUGCAGAUACCUGCAAGGUUGGGAACUAGAGUCUAGCUCUGUGCCUGGGAAGAGAAGGAAACAGGUUUGGUGAGCAGCUAGCCAAUGGCCACAUGGCUGUCCUGGUGAUGCCAGGAUCCUGUUAGCAGUAAAGAUGUUAAGACAAGCUGAGACACAGAAAGUGAGACACAGUCGCUGCUGCAGCCCAUUGUGUGCGCCUGCUCGCUUUCCCCAUGGGGACUCUGCCUGCUCUCGGUUAUCUGCCCACUGCAGGGCCCUUCGCACAUCUGUCCACAGCCAGGCCUGGCCCUGCCUCUCCCAGCUCUCAAACACCAGCUCUGGCUCCAGCUUCUUAGGAUACCACCACAUUUUACGCUGUGUGUGUGUGUGUGUGUGUUUAUUUUUUUUUUUGAGACGGAGUCUUGCUCUGCCGCCUAGGCUGGAGUACAGUGGUGUAGGCUCCGCUCGCUCCCUGCAACCUCUGCUCUCUGUCUCCCGGGUUCCAGCAGUUCUCCUGCCUCAGCCUCCUGAGUAGCUGGGAUUACAGGCAUGCACCACAAUGCCCAGCUAAUUUUUGUGUUUUUAGUAGAGAUGGAAUUUCACCAUGUUGGCCAGGCUGGUCUCGAACUCCUGACCUCAUAAUCCACCUGCCUCGGCCUCCCAAAGUGCUGGGAUUACAGGCGUGAGCCACUGUGUCCAGCCUGCUCUGUUCUAGAGUGACUUGUUUUGAUUUGUUCAGUGUUUUCUGGUUCUUGUUUUUUAUUUUUAUGUUUUCCUCCUAACAUGUGAGAGCAGGGACUUUAUUCCCUCCUUCCAUCGUCAUUAGCGGUUAAUUGUCACCUUGUUAAGUGGUAUUUCCUCCUCAUGGGAAUGGCUGAUAAGUCCUCCAUCAAAUCAGCUCCAAGAAAUAAUGGGGACAGGGGUUACAUAGCAAAAGUUAUUAAAACUGUCUGGCCAGCAUCCGGAGGCCAUUCUGAGGACCCCUCGGCCUCUUUUGUUAGGUUCUAACCAUGUUGCUUGUGUACUCUGGGUACAUGGACAAGUUUACUGGGGAAGAUUCCCACUCCUGAAAGAAGACUCAAAUGUGGCUGCUUUGUGAAGGUUUGGUGCCUGAUUUUGGCUGGCAAAGUUUAGAUCUCUUGCCUCUGAGUUCUUGUCAUGUUUCCUGAACAGUUUCAUGGUAGCAUCUAUCGCUUCAUCCAUGCAGUUACUAUUUACCCACUGCACUAAGAAUCGAGUGUAGAAUUUCCAUCUUCUCAUUGAAUCUCUUUAUCAUCCCAUGAAGUUGUGGUCUUACCAUCUCUGUUUUACAGAUGAGGAUACAGGCUCAGAGAGGAUCAGUACCUUGGGCUGGACUUCUGAGUGUGCCUGUGAGCUGCUGUGCUGGGAUGCUGCAUAUCAAUCUGGAUUUUCCAUAGGGUGCUGGGACCUAGGGUCUCCUUUCCUGUGUGUUCUAACUCUGCAGUUUCCUGAAGCACCAUUAUCUUUUAUGCCUUUGGUUAAUUUUAUAAAAAUCAUGUAAGAUUUCAAACUUACCAAAGAGCGUAGAAAAAAUAAGUGAACAGAUUACCAUGUACCCACCACCCAGAUUGAGCAAAUGUUAAUUAACAUUUUGCCAUCUUUGCUUCAGAUUUCUGAAAGAAAAAAAAAAUUAUGGAUCCAGCAACACUUCCUUUUUUUAAAAAUUAAUUUUUUGAGAUGGAGUCUCACUCUGUCUCCCAGGCUGGAAUGCACAGCUGUGAUCUCGGCUCAUUGCAACCUCCACCUUCCUGGUUCAAGCCAUUCUUUUACCUCAGUUUCCCAAGUAGCUGGGAUUACAGGUACACACCACCACACUGUGCUUUUGUAUUUUUAGUAGAGACGGGGUUUUGCCUUGUUGGCCAGGCUGGCCUCUGUCUCCUGAGUUCAGGUGAUCCACCUGCGUCCGCCUCUUUCAGUGCUGGGAUUACUGGCGUGAGUCACCACACCCAGCCUUCAAACCAUCGUACCCCCUCUUUCCUCUCCAGGGGCAACCUUUACCCAAAG